AUGGCCCGAAAAGACAGCGAAAGCAGUUGCUCCAGUGAGGAUAGUCAUACUCAAGAAGAUUAUACUCUUGCCAACGAUGCUGUGACGACUAAAUAUAAUGUUGCUGCUGAUAUUACCAAUGCUGCUCUGAAGGAAGUUAUUGCUGCCGUUAAAGAAGGUGCAACUGUUGGAGAACUUUGUGACUUAGGUGAUAAGAUCAUUUUGGAGAAGACUUCGAAAAUGUAUAAAAAGGAGAAAAAAUUGACCAAGGGUAUUUCUAUGCCAACUUGCAUCUCUGUGGACAACUGCAUUUGCCAUUUCUCCCCACUACGAUCAGAGGCUCCGGUUACAUUGAAAAAUGGCCAAGUUGUCAAGAUUGACCUCGGAACACAUAUUGACGGUUUCAUCGCAACUGCUGCUCACACUGUUGUUGUUGGAGCUUCUAAGGAUAACAAUGUUACCGGACCUAUUGCAAAUCUUCUCAAAGGAACAUACGAUGCUCUCGAAGUUGCCAUUAGAUCCCUCCGUCCUGAUACCUUGAACAUGGAUAUUACCAAAAACAUCGAUAAAGUUGCUACCGAUUAUGGACUCACUCCAAUUGAAAAUAUGGUUUCUCAUCAACUUGAGAGAAACGAAAUUGAUGGUGAAAAACAAAUCAUUCAAAAUCCAGGGGAGAAACAACGGUCUGAACUGGAAAAGUUUAAAAUUGACAAACACGAAGCAUAUGCUAUUGAUAUUCUUUUUUCGACUGGAAAGGGUAAAGCCAAGGAUAUGGACACACGAACCACAGUUUUCAAGAAGAAUGAAGCCGUGCAAUAUCAAUUGAAAAUGAAGGCGUCUCGGGUUUUCUUCACAGAAUUAAACAAACAGCAUGGGCCGAUGCCAUUUUCUCUUCGUGGAUUUGAUGAAGAAACGAAAGCGAAACUUGGAGUUGUCGAGUGCGAGAAGUAUGGUCUUCUGACACCAUAUCCAGUUUUAUAUGAAGCUAAAGGGGAUUUCGUUGCCCAAUUUAAAGCCACUGUUUUGGUAAUGCCAAACGGUCUAUUGAAGAUUACAGGACUUCCAUUCGACUCUGAUGUUUACCAAGCUGAUGCUUCAUUGAAGGAUCCGGAAUUGAUUGCUAUUUUAAAGUCUGCCUUGAAGCCGAAAAAGAAGAAGGAGACAAAGAAAGAGGGAGAACCCGCUGCCGCCAAAAAGGCUUAA
Messenger RNA from Caenorhabditis bovis, 1182 nucleotides. The record is from the annotation of a GenBank genome assembly. NCBI's taxonomy places the organism in Eukaryota, Metazoa, Nematoda, Chromadorea, Rhabditida, Rhabditidae.